Molecule: messenger RNA, 552 nt
Organism: Penicillium riverlandense
Lineage: Eukaryota; Fungi; Ascomycota; Eurotiomycetes; Eurotiales; Aspergillaceae
Exons: 1
Coding region: 1-552 (183 amino acids)
Source: RefSeq, a predicted model, not a curated record
AUGAGGGCGACGCAGAUUAGCGCCGCCGCCGACCCGAUUCUUACUGAUGACCGCAUGGCAUGCCUUGCCGAUUGGGGAAUGUGUCGUGGGAAAAGGUGGCGGAAGAGGAGGGUGGUGAGUUACUCGCCAAAAGUCGGACGGGGCACUCACGACCGCAUGUGGGAGUGGUCGGAGAAAGAGCGAUCAGAUAGGGGAGAACUAGGGAUGAAUGACGACACGGAGUGUGGGAGAGGGAUCAACAACAACAACAACAACAACAACAAGAAGGAGGAGGAAAAGAUAGGUGAGGCAGACGAAGAAGCAGCAACCGUCCAAAGUAAGCACGAAUUGGCAGGAACACGUCUCGGAUUGGAUGGAGCGUCGGCUGAUACACCACUCGUUCAGUGGGUGGAUCCCCCGGGACUUCCCUACCAUUGCCCUCUGCGAAAGGUCCUUCAGCCCCGUUUUGCUCCCGUAUCGGUUGAAUUAACCGCCCCCCCUAAUCCUUCGUAUUUCCCUAACGGGGGCUGGUUGAGCCCGAAGAAGUCAAAUCCCGCCACCACGCAAAAAUAA